This is a messenger RNA of Parnassius mnemosyne (clouded apollo), 4002 nucleotides long. NCBI's taxonomy places the organism in Eukaryota, Metazoa, Arthropoda, Insecta, Lepidoptera, Papilionidae. The record is from the annotation of a GenBank genome assembly.
AUGUUGUAUGUUUUCCAUGUGGAUGCUGGUCAAAUGACCACAUAUGAUAUGAACCUUACACUCCAAAGUGUGUCUAGCUUAAAAGCUGCUAUAGAGAGGAAAACCAAAAUUUCAGCAACUUCUCUUGUUCUUCUUGUAAGUGGGGGUGAAGUUCUGCAAUCUGAUCAUAUGGUUUCAUCAUACAGUGCUGGAACAGAUACUAAUCCCAUAUACAUGUUCAGCAAACCUUCAGUCAAAGAUAGUAGAAUAAAACAAUCAAUGGUAGGAGACCUCAGCCCCAUUGUGGAAUUAAGUACAGGAGCAUUUCGAAGUGAUAGUCGCAGCGCUUUUGAAGGGAAGUCGAUUGUCGACUUAAGGAGUUCUGUUGAAAUGUGCUGUUCAUUACCUCCAACUGUUCAUACAGUAAUAUCAUGUGCCACAUUGGCUCAGCAGUUCAGUGACCUUGCUCAUGAUGUGUCUAGGAGUUGUGACCAGUUAGUUCUUGAACAACAUCUACAACAUCAAGGUUGGGCUGCUGUUGUUGCUAACUUAGAGGACAUAUUUAAUGAAUUUUGUGAACGGUCAAGAAGUUUCAAAGAAUCAUUUAGGAAACAUCGUUUAAAGAAGGAGGAAUAUCAUGAAAUGUUAAAUACCCUCAAUGAUGUUUUAAAGUCAUUAAAGAAGAUUCCAAUCCUCCCCGCACUUCAAUUACAAGCUGAAGCGCACAGGUUCUCUGCUUUCGAUGUAUUUGAGGACACGGAUUUCGAGGGUCAUCAUUACAGGAUAAAUCAACCAUUAGACAAUAGCUCAGAAAACAGAGCAUAUCAGGACUUUGGAGUAGAAGCAUUCAAGUUGUCAGAGGAAGAUGUAUUUGAUCAAAAACAUCCAACUACAAGUAAAGAAGGAGCAGAAUCUUCAGAUGCAAUGCAACAAAUUGAGGAGUCUGAUGAAGGGGUUACUUUUAAAGCAAGUUCUUACGAGACCAAAGAAGAGCCAACUUUGUUGCAUUGGAUUCUCGCUCAAGGGAAUAAAGCCUCUUUGCAAGAUAUUUUAGACUACUGCGAAAAAGGACUAGCUUUGAUCGACGCAGAACCACUCAAGGAACGAGAAGCAGAGCUGUAUCACAUACUUGAGUAUGCUAACAUGCACGGCCUGAAGCAAAUCAAAGGUAUCGAAGAUCGCUUGUACGGUCUCGAUCAGCUUUUAAGUGAAGUUAAGAAAAUUGAGCGGGACCAGCAUGAUCAAGCAGCGUCGCUGAUACAGUACCGUGAGCGUCUAAAUUCUGCGUGCGACCCUUCAGUAUUGCCAACUCUAGUACAAUCACACUGCUGUCAGUUGGAAAAACUUCUAAAUGGACAUCAAGUGUUGGUUGAUAUUCGACGUCGCAUUGCAAAUUCGAAGGAUGAACUCUCACAUAUAUUGAAGGCUAGAUUGGAGGCGGUGCUGAUGAUCGAGAACUCGAUGUCGGUGCAGGACGCGCACGCGAUGCUGUCGUUCCAGUGCUUCAACCGGCUGGCGCGCUACUUCGGCAUCGUGGCGCAGCUGCACCGCGCGCCCGCCGUGUUCGUGCGCGCCGCGCACGAGGUCGCGCGCCGCCGCGCCUUCUCCGCCGCACACCUCCAGUGGGCAACAGAUCUCGCAGAGAAAUUACAAAAGAUUCAUGAAGAAGAAGUAAACCGUCGUCAAGACUUCAAUACGUUGUUCGACGGACAUUUUCUUAAGAAUCUAUUCCCAGGCAUGUCUGACCUCCCACCGACAUUUGCUACACAAGCGCCGCCUGCGUUCGACGCCCGCCUCCCGAAAAUAACGGAUGAGGAUGUGCAGCUUAUUUCUAAUACAUUUCAAGAAUUGGCCCAGAAUGUGCCCCACUAUGAUAUGGAAGCCACAGUGAAAUUUUUCCGACAAAGGUUAUCAGCAUCUGACCACGAUGAAAGGGAUGUUGAUGUUCAAGUGGACCUCGAUAGGGAUAUCGAAUCAGAAACGGAAACAGGCGAUUUUGAGAAGUUGAGCAGACAGAGCGGUUUACACAAGCAGAAAAUCGACGCGUCCACGACCUGCGUUCCCGAUACGAUGGCGGUAUCAACUGUAACCGAGGAAAAUAUGGACACUCAUAAAUUGAACAUUGAAAAACUUCAAGACUUCUUAAGUAAACUGUGCACCUUGUGUAAAAUUAACAUAAUGUAUAUUAAAGACGAAUUAGUUAAACUCAAAGAUGAGAUAGAGGAACAGAAAAAAUAUAUAUCUGGAAAAUAUUUAGAAGUAAUUCAUGCUUGGGAGAAGAGUAACGAGGAGACGGCUAUAAGGUUUCGUGAACAAACGCAAAGGCUGACCGUUGAUCAUGAAUUAGAAUUAAGUGACAUCAAAGCAUGCCUUAAUGACAAGGAUGACAUCAUUAAUUCUUUGAAAAAUGAACAAGAACAAUUGAAAAUUCAACAUAACAAAGAAGUAGAGAAAUUAGAAUCGGAACAUCAGGGUACUAAAGACUUAUUAGAAAAAACUCGAGAGGAAAUGAAAGCGUUUGAAAAGAAGCUUGAAGAAAUGGAAGCACAAAAGCAAAAAGAAAUCAAAGAGUUACAAGAAAAGAUGCACUUGGAUUUUAAAGCCGAAGUUGAAUCCAUGCGUUCCAGAUUCAGAUUAGUAGCACUGACCAAUAUGGAUCGGUCACCAUCUGAGUCCAGUUUAGAGAAGAUUGAGCGAACUGAUGUAAUAGAGAUAAACAAUCACAACGCCAUUGUAAUGCAGACAAAGGAGAACGCGGAAGUGGAGAAAGAAGAAGCUGUGAGAGUCGCAGUGGAGAAAUGUAAAGCGGAGUGUGAGCAGAAAAUUAAUGCAGAAAUUGCUUUGCUGAAAGCCAAAUAUGAGGCUGACAAACAGGUAACAAUAAACGACGUGACCCGUCGACUGCUCUCCGAAAAGGAUCGACAGUUGGAGUUAUUACGCGAACGCGAACAGACGCUUGCGCGUGAGUGCAUGAAGUAUCGCGAGACUAUACAACAGCUCACCGACCCCGAGACCAACGACUACGAUACUUUGCUUAAGACGCAGCUGGCAACACUUGAAAACGAAAAGGCUGCUCUUCAGCAUCAAGUAGUAGAGUUGAAAAAAGAGUUGGAAAAAAAGAAUGAGGAAGGAGAAAAGAGUCGAGAAGAUGACAGUGAGGGGAGGUCGUCGCCGAAGAAGGAGGAGGGCAGGGCGGGGCGCGAGGGGCGGGCGCGGGCACGCUGCCACACGCCGUGCGGGCUGGCGGGCGGUGCGCUCAGCCUGUCGUCGUGCCUGCCCGGGCACACCGUGCUGCUGCUGUGGGACCCCGCGCACCUCAACUACACCGUCAUGCAGGAGGCAUCGAUGAUGUACUUCGUUCACAGUGACUGCCUGCCAGCGCUGGAUCUUAGUAUACAAGUCAAGAACGAAAGUGAAAGAAAACUCUACACUGUUGCUACAGUUGAAUCCAAGGAGUUUUGUUAUGCAAAAAAGAACGGUAAUCGUUAUCAAAUGCCACGUGGGUCGCGUUUCUAUAGAGUUCGUGUUCGUCCGCUGCGACCGCAAUUGGCGCAGCCGCCAUGUUGUGACCAUAGACAUAAACAAGAUGCAAUGAAGAGCAGCGUUCUCAGCAUGUUCGCUGAAAAUCGACCGCUCAAGAAAUGGUUGACCUACAUGCAUGCUCCAGAUGUACAAAAGUCCGUUGACACAAGCCAAUCAACAAGUUCGAACACAGAUGAGUCAUGCAGAGUGAGUGAGGUGGCGACGGCUACACUUAUAAACCUGGAGUCACCAGUAGAGGGUGAAACAUCCACAUCCGCUGUGCAGACCGCAGAAGACCAGCUGGAUUCCAUCGAAGCAAGUGAGCAGUGGAAUACGUCCAGAAUGCAAAUAUCCACAGUCAGUGCUGUUACGGACAUGGAGUGCAGCGUGGGUCGGUGUCCAGGCGGCGAGCCGCUGGAGCUGUCGGUGAGCGCGGUGGCGGUGGUGGCGCGCGGCGCGGCGCCGCCCGGCUCCGAGCUGGCGCAGGAGGCCGCGCCCUGA